CUCUCUUCACACCCGUUUGGAUGGAUGGACUGACACGGAUCCAGUGUCCGAUCUUCACUGAGCAGCUGGUAACAUCUAAGCAGCCUCCUCCAUGCCCCCCUGCUGCCCCCUGGUGCCCGGACGGCUGGAUCCGGAUCCAAGGGAAAUGUUACUAUUUUUCUAAGGCUGAGGAGAACUGGACCUACAGCCAGAACUUCUGCUCUUCACACGGUGCCUCCCUGGCCGGGAUUGAGAGUCCGCAGGAGCUGGGUUCCUUGCUGCCAUACGAAGGCAAACUGGACCACUGGAUCGGCCUCCGGAAGGACACGGGCCAGGUCUGGAAAUGGGCCAACGGGACCGAGUUUGACCAUUGGUUUCAAAUACACGGAGGCGCAGACUGUGCGCAGCUGGACGAAGAUUUCACUGUUGUCACAUCAAGCUGCAGCACACCAAGAAAAUGGAUCUGCAGUAAACCUGAUACCCCUGGGAAGGGAGAGGAGGGAGCAGUGGGAGGGGAUUCGUGAACUCAAGGGGAAUUAGAGACCAGCUGUGGCAAAGACUUGUUCUAGUCCCCUCCAUGGUCCCUCCAUGCUGCA
Mauremys reevesii (Reeves's turtle) is the source of this 575-nucleotide messenger RNA. RefSeq names its product C-type lectin domain family 2 member D-like. NCBI's taxonomy places the organism in Eukaryota, Metazoa, Chordata, Testudines, Geoemydidae. Bases 21 to 503 code for a protein of 160 amino acids. The record is from RefSeq and is a predicted model, not a curated record. The transcript is spliced from 4 exons.